UUGCCUAGCAAGCGCAAGGCCCUGGGGGGGCGGGGGACAAAAUAACAAAAAUAGGGUCGUGAAGGGAGAAGAGUGGAAGGCUGUAACAAGCAAGCCACCGGAUACGUACUAGUCCAUCCAUUCACCUCGUGAACAGCAGUACUCAGGCUCCAAUGCCGUCUGCUCCUCUUCCUCCCCAGUGGCCACUCUGGGCAUCCCCAGCCCUGCAGCCUUCGGGGCGAUGAGGCCACACACUCCAGCAGAUGGCGGCGGGGGGCGGGGGCGUUGUCCACUGUUUGCGGUGCUUACAGUCCACCCGGAGAUUGUGUCCCCUGCUCUAGCCGCUCCGGAUGCGCGGCUGGCAACCCACGGCGCCCCGGCCCAUCCUUCCCAGCCUCACAGGGCGCAGACCCAGGCCCCGAGGAUGCGAUGGGGCGCACUGGUCCGACCCCGGAGCGCGCCGCAUCCCCAUCCCCCUUCACGGUCGGAGACCUAGAAGCUGGGGGCGGGACGGUGCCCCGGAGGCAGGCCGGGCGUGGUGGCCCCGGGGGCCCUCCCGGGUGGGGCGAGUCCCACCGCCACAGCCAAUGGUGGGGCAGGCAGUGGAGGCGGGCGCGGGACUGGCCAGCGCGGGGUCCGGGACGAGGGGCGGGCGAGGAGAGCGCUGUCAGCGCGGUUAUAAGGGAGGGAGAAGUUCCCUGCGCCGAGAGCCGGGCGGGCGCAAGCUCUUACCGCGGCCGCAGCGGCUGGGCGGGGCCGGCAGGGCGGACAGCGGCGCAGGGAGCCCCCCCGCCCCAUUGCGACCUCGCCUCCCUCAGUGUCUCGCUGGGACCGCGGCUACCGCCCGGGGUCCUGAGGACUUUUGCUCAGCGGCCGUGGGUGGAGUCGGGGAGCCCGGCGGGGGGCCGGGGCCGGGAGGGGUCCGCAUCGCUGGGGAGCCGCUGCCCAUCUUCCGCUGGGAGCAGAUCCGCCAGCACGGCCUGCCGGGCGACAAGUGGCUGGUCAUGGAGCGCCGGGACUAGGACAUCAGCCGCUGGGCAGAGCGGCACCCCGGGGCAGCCGCCUCAUUGGCCACCACAGCGCGGAGGACGCCACGGAUGCUUUCCACGCCUUCCACCAGGAUCUCCAGUAUGUGCGCAAGUUCCCAAAGCCCCUGCUGAUUGGAGAGCUGGCCCCAGAAGAGCCCAGUCAGGACGGAGCUCAGAAUGUGAGGGGGACAGCUGGAGGGCUUGGGGACAUUGCUCAUUCCCAGUAGCAACCUCUGGUUACUCCUGGGGGAUACAGGGUCAGGGCUGGGUCUGCACCCGUUCCUGGGCCACAGUAAAAGGUGAAGCCGUAGUGAUGUCCUGUAGAACUAAGCCUCCAGAUCUGACUUGUCUGGACACUUGCUGUGGGUUCCCAGGUUAGCCCUGUUCCUGUUCUGGGCCCAAUAACCCCCAUCUACAAUGAGGAUGUUUUUGAGCCCUAAGGGGUUUCCUCUACUGGCUCUGGUUUUCUCUGCUUCUUAUCCACCUCACACCUUUUGAGCACGGGAGGGGGCUUGGCCGCUGGCUAGUUGCCCAGCUCACACACCCUUCCUGGUACUCUUGUUCCUCCAUCCAUCGCCCUUGCCAACACCUCCUGGACCCAGCAGUGGGAGGAAUGACUGUGGCUUGAGGAGGGAUUAGAAAUUUCUGGGGACCAUUAUAAAAUAUUAACUAUAUUUAGCAUUAAAUGCUUUAU
Messenger RNA from Nannospalax galili (Upper Galilee mountains blind mole rat), 1701 nucleotides. Its product is annotated as collagen alpha-1(III) chain-like. The coding region runs from base 330 to 1001 and encodes 223 amino acids. The record is from RefSeq and is a predicted model, not a curated record. NCBI's taxonomy places the organism in Eukaryota, Metazoa, Chordata, Mammalia, Rodentia, Spalacidae. The transcript is spliced from 2 exons.